Messenger RNA from Cuscuta europaea, 2215 nucleotides. The record is from the annotation of a GenBank genome assembly. Lineage: Eukaryota; Viridiplantae; Streptophyta; Magnoliopsida; Solanales; Convolvulaceae.
AUUACGAAUAGCAAUGCAUGAAGCAAAAUUGUAGAGGAACAGAACAAUUUCUUUUGAUCUCAAGUCGCAACUUCCAUUGAAAACCUGCUAAAAGGACAAGUGAACAACCGUCUGACAAUCACAUUUGUGGCUUUCAAAUUUCCGUAAAGCAUUCAACCUUUUUCGCAAUCGAUCGAAUAGCCGUAUCAAGAAGAAAUUCACAUGAACUCCGAAGUCCGAACCCGAAGCCAAAAUCGACUAUCCGAAAUCCACCCACUUUCAUACUCCCAAUUUACAGCCGUUAAACAUGAACAUUCGAAAGGUGGAAUACUAUUUUUAUCAUUUACAUCGAAUAUUUGCCCCUUUCGGCAUAACGAAUCGUUGAUUUGAGGAUCGGUGGCUGGAAACUCAGUGUCGUGAGUGCCGAAUCUUCUCCUAUCCGCGGGAAAGCUUUUCAGCACUUUCCGUUGCUUAUAAGUAUCGAGCAGCCGCAGUAGGUAAGCUUAAGCUGCGACUGGGCUUUCUCUUGGGGUUAGGAAGCAGGACAUUGUUCUCUGAAAACACUUUGUUGAAUCCAUCAAAAUUAUGGGUGGUUAUAAUAGCAAUGUAUCGACUGAAAAUUCACAGCAGAAUGACCCAUUUGUCGUGAUACGCAAUGGAAAAGAGAUCAUCUUACAGGCCUUCAAUUGGGAAUCCCACAAGUAUGACUGGUGGAGGAAUUUAGAUCGAAAAGUUUUUGAUAUUUCAAAAUCUGGCUUUACAAGUGCAUGGUUACCUCCAGCUACUCAUUCAUUUUCACCAGAAGGUUACCUACCACAAAAUCUCUACAAUCUCAAUUCUGCAUAUGGUUCAGAACACCUCUUAAAAGCUCUACUUUAUAAGAUGAAACAGUACAAAGUUAGACCAAUGGCUGACAUAGUCAUUAAUCAUCGUGUUGGGACUACUCAAGGGAAUGGUGGAAGGUAUAACCGCUACGAUGGAAUUCCAUUGUCUUGGGAUGAGCGUGCUGUUACAUGCUGUAGUGGUGGGCUGGGAAACAGAAGCACUGGAGACAAUUUUCAUGGUGUACCUAAUAUUGAUCAUACGCAAAAUUUCGUGAGAAAAGACAUUGUUGGCUGGUUGCGGUGGCUAAGAUACACUGUUGGCUUUGAAGAUUUUCGUUUUGAUUUUGCCAAAGGCUAUGCUCCAAAGUACGUGAAGGAAUAUAUCGACGGAGCAAAACCAAUAUUUUCCGUCGGUGAAUAUUGGGAUACAUGCAACUAUAGAGGCACCUAUUUGGAUUACAACCAAGAUAGUCAUAGACAAAGGAUCAUUAACUGGAUUGACGGAGCAGGGCAGCUUUCAGCAGCAUUUGAUUUCACAACCAAGGCGAUCCUACAGGAAGCUGUGAAAGGGCAAUUCUGGCGCUUGCGAGAUUCUCAAGGGAAGCCGCCAGGAGUUAUGGGGUGGUGGCCUUCAAGGGCUGUCACAUUUAUUGACAAUCAUGACACUGGAUCCACACAGAAUCACUGGCCUUUCCCUUCCUAUCAUAUUAUGGAGGGCUAUGCAUAUAUACUCACUCAUCCCGGGAUUCCUGCGGUUUUUUACGAUCAUUUCUACGACUGGGGAAAUUCAAUUCACGACGAAAUCGUGAAGCUGAUAGAAAUCCGACGCAAUCAAGGGAUAAACAGCCGUUCAUCCAUAAGAAUUCUGGAGGCUCAGCCCAACCUAUAUGCUGCAAUAAUUGAUGAAAAGAUUUGCAUGAAGAUAGGGGAUGGGUCAUGGUGCCCGGCUGGGCCGGAGUGGACUCUUGCAACUAGUGGCUGCCGGUAUGCUAUAUGGCACAAGUAACAAUCUCGUUCCGGGAUUGAGAGCUCCAUCCUCUAAAGGGUUAUGGGAGGAGGAAGUUGUCAGUCCAUUACACAGAAGUAUUAUUAGGGAUGAGAUGGUGUGCACUAGAGCAUUUUCAAUACAAAAUUGUAAACCGUUUACUUGUGGUUUACCAAAAUUUUUAAAGAGACCAUAUGGACUCUUAUAGAGCCAUAUGGGGUAUUGUGGCACCAUAAUCACCACCCAUUUUUUGACCCCACUAAAAAAUGGGUGGUCAUUAUGAUGUCACAAUACCCCAUAUGACUCCAUAAUGGAGUCAUAUGGGUCUCCAUAAAUCUACUAUGUGAUUUACUGCAUGAGACAUGUAUAGUUGUAUACAUAAAAUUUAAUAAAUACAGAAUAGAAUUUCUCUUUACUUUCACAGUUU